AUGUUAAAUAAGAGAAGAUUAGAAAAUACCCCUUUGAGUGAUAUCACAUUAGUUCCGCAAUCAAUUAACAGUACACUUGGAAGGACACCAUUGUCGAACAUUACUAAUGUUACAGAUGAUUCAGUCCCUUUAUAUUGUAAUUCAAAUGCAUUACUUGCUGCUCAUAGAAGAAAAAUGCGGAAGAUUUAUCUUGAUAAUAGGCGAACAAAGUCAAAUAAAAGAAGAAGUGCACCAAGUGGUAGAGGAUCCUCUAAAAUUGUUAACAAAUCUCUGUUAACCGACGAAGAAAAUUAUAAUCCUAAUCUUCCUUCGUCAUCUAAUACUUUUCAGACAGUGCGUAACUUUACAUCUUUAACAACGACAAUACCCUUAAGUGGCAUAACAACUGGUGCUAUUACUUUUAAUAACCAAUCAACCCAUACGCCUAGCAGUUCUCAGUUUUCUAUUGUUUCAAACAUUGUUACACAAAACAGUAACAACAUUCUUCGAUCUUCUUCUACGUUGACUAAGCUUAAAUCUGGUAAACAAAAGAUUUUACCUAAGAAACGUAUUAUCGAACCUAUUCCAAUGGUAGAUCUUACUUCUGAUGACGACAAUGAAAAUUUACAUUCCAUUGAAGACCCUUAUAAAGGUGUAUCCACAGAUUAUUUGGAUCACGGUAAUCAAAUCCUUAGAUGCGAGAUGUGUCAUUCAUUAUUAUGGUCUGACGAAGGUGGUAAAGGUCGAAUUACAUUGGGUAAGUUAACUUAUAGUUUAUGUUGUGGUUAUGGCAAAGUGGAGCUUCCAGAUUUGAAAGAACCUACUUCAGUAUACAAGGAUCUAUUUGGAAAUUCUAAUGAAAAAAGUAAGUACUUUUUAAAGAAUAUCCGACGAUACAAUUCUAUGUUCUCCUUCACAUCAAUGGGUGGAAAGGUAGAUUCGAGUAUCAACAGUGGUAAGGCACCAUAUGUAUUUCGUAUUAGUGGACAGAAUUUCCACACAUUAGGUGGUUUGGUACCUGCACCUGGUAAAGAUCCAAAGUUCUCCCAGCUUUAUAUUUACGAUACUGAUAAUGAAGUUUCAAAUCGGAAAAGGUUAUUCAGUGAAUCUACAAAUAAGUCGGAUUCUCAUUUAAAGCAAUUAGAUAUUCAGCUCAUAAAGUUUAUAAAAGACUUCCUGGAUCAUAAUAAUGAGUUGGUUAAAAGUUAUAGAAUUGCAAGAAACCACUUCAAUGAGAAUCCUAAUGAAAAUUUCAAGCUUCGUCUCAUUUACAAAAGAGAUCUUGACGGUCGUACUUACAACUUGCCCUCAACUUCAGAAGUUGCUGCAUUGAUAGUUGGUGAUCUACAUAAAAUAAUUGAUCAUCGUGAUAUUGUUGUUGAGUCUCAUACUGAAGGUCUUCAACGAAUCAGUGAACUUCAUCCAUCAUAUCUAGCACUUUAG
This is a messenger RNA of Helianthus annuus (common sunflower), 1422 nucleotides long. RefSeq lists its product as uncharacterized. The transcript is spliced from 7 exons. The record is from RefSeq and is a predicted model, not a curated record. Lineage: Eukaryota; Viridiplantae; Streptophyta; Magnoliopsida; Asterales; Asteraceae. The coding region runs from base 1 to 1422 and encodes 473 amino acids.